AUGUCUUUCAGAACCAUCGAGGCAGCCCGCGCAGCACUGCUGGAUCAGGAGCUCAUGUCCACCAUGGGCUUUUCCAUUGACCAGCUCAUGGAAUUGGCUGGUCUGGCCGUGGCACAGGCCAUCUACAAAGAGUACCCGCCCUCCUCUGCCAAGAAUUGCUUGAUCCUUUGCGGCCCAGGAAACAACGGCGGAGACGGCCUUGUGGCCGCCAGACACCUCAAGCUGUUCGGCUAUGCCCCAACAGUGUACUAUCCAAAGCCAACAAACAGAGAAAUAUUCACUGGACUCACCACGCAGCUCCGCAACUUCAACGUCCCGUUUGUGUCUGACCUCGCUCCAGAACUCAGGUCAUGUGACCUGAUCGUGGACGCGCUGUUUGGGUUCUCGUUCAAGCCGCCAAUCCGCAAACCUUUCGACGCAGUCAUCGAGAGCAUGCUGCAAGCGCAAAAGGACAAGAAGAAGAUCAUCGCCGUGGACAUCCCGUCCGGCUGGGACGUCAACGAGGGCCCUGUUGCUGAAGAAAUCUCGGAUUACCAGCCAGACCUGCUGGUGUCUCUCACGGCCCCCAAACCAUGCGCAAAACUCCUGAAGAAAGGAGCACUACACUACGUGGGAGGACGAUUCAUCGAAAAGACGUUUGCAGAAAAAUGGAACAUCGACGUGCCAGAAUACCCCGGCAUCGACCAAUGCGCAAAAGUUGAUUAG
Ogataea angusta is the source of this 705-nucleotide messenger RNA. RefSeq lists its product as uncharacterized. The coding region runs from base 1 to 705 and encodes 234 amino acids. Gene Ontology annotation, cellular component: mitochondrion. Gene Ontology annotation, molecular function: NAD(P)HX epimerase activity. NCBI's taxonomy places the organism in Eukaryota, Fungi, Ascomycota, Pichiomycetes, Pichiales, Pichiaceae. The record is from RefSeq and is a predicted model, not a curated record. The transcript has a single exon.